Messenger RNA from Rhipicephalus sanguineus (brown dog tick), 6852 nucleotides. RefSeq names its product cytoplasmic protein NCK2 (gene dock). The record is from RefSeq and is a predicted model, not a curated record. Bases 242 to 1435 code for a protein of 397 amino acids. NCBI's taxonomy places the organism in Eukaryota, Metazoa, Arthropoda, Arachnida, Ixodida, Ixodidae. The transcript has 4 exons. Gene Ontology annotation, molecular function: protein binding.
CUUCCAUUUCCCGUAUUUGUCUAGGAGUCACAGUAAGUCUCGCGCGGCUCUCGUGCUAUCCCGCGAUUUCCCGUCUGGGCGCCGUCGGAGAGUCUGUUGCCUCCUCCGCUUCCCGGAGUGUCAUGAAUCUCAGUAAUGGUUAGGACUAAGAUGAGACUAAAAUCGGUGCUUCUAGGCUAGUAUUUAUUACCUAAUCAACCAUUGCGCCCAUUCCCGGCGGGGGCCCGCAGCGCGCCCGAAGAUGUCAAACUCCAAGUCCGGUGAGCAGUGCAUGUGGACCACCAAUGGGAUGGUGGUGACGGCCGCCGUCAUUGAUCCCUCCCGCGAUGCUGGUGUCCCAGGGAAGGCCGGUAACGAGGAGACGUACGUGGUGGCCAAGUACGACUACGUGGCCCAGGGCAGCCAGGAGCUGAGCCUGCGAAAGCACGAGCGCCUGGUGCUGCUGGACGACAGCAAGCACUGGUGGAAGGUGCAGAACGCGCAGCGCCAGGCCGGCUUCGUGCCGUCCAACUAUGUGAAGCGCGAGAAACCGUCGCUCUUCGACAGCAUCCGGCGCCGGGUGCGCAAGCGCAGCGAGGCCAAGCUGUCGCCGGCCUCGUCGCCCGUGGCCGCAGACGAGCCGGGCGGCGGCGGCGGGGGCCCGGCCGAGGCCUGUGGCACGGCGCUGGUCCGUUACAACUACGAGGCCAAGCAGGCCGACGAGAUCUCGCUCGUCAAGGGCGGCCGCGUGCUCGUCAUGGAGAAGUCCAGCGACGGCUGGUGGAAGGGCGAGCACUGCGGCCGCCUAGGAUGGUUCCCGUCAAACUACGUCCAGGAGGAAGCGUCCAGCCCGGACGAGGCAGCCACGCCAACCGACGGGCCAGUGGUGUUGGAGACGGUGGUAGCAUUGUACAGCUUUGCCUCGCAAAACGAGGAAGAGCUCAGUUUUACAAAGGGCGAGCAGCUCGAGGUGAUAGAGAAGCCCGAGAACGACCCCGAUUGGUGGAAAGCACGCAACCAGUCAGGUGACACUGGCCUGGUGCCCAAAAACUAUGUGCAGGUGGUGGUGACGCCGUCACCAGCAUCAACCACACCCAAGCCUUCAACACCUGUGCCACAGCCACCUAUAGCACCACGGCCCGAGCUAAAUGCCAAGGAAUGGUACUUUGGCAGCAUCUCUCGCUCCCAGUGCGACCAGGUGCUCAAUGACCACGCGGUUGAUGGGGACUUCCUCAUACGUGACAGUGAGACAAACGUUGGCGAUCUCUCCGUGUCCCUCAAGGCACCGCAACGCAACAAGCACUUCCGCGUGCACGUGGAGGAUGGUGUGUACUGCAUCGGUCAGCGGAGGUUCUCCAAUUUGGACGAUCUUGUGGAGCACUACAAACGGGCGCCCAUCUACACCAGUCCCAAGGGGGACAAGAUGUAUCUGGUGCGGCCCUUUCGCAAACCCUGACCCCGGUGGCUGACGCCGCCAAUCUUUUCUACGAGGCCGAUUCUGGCCCCAGUUUGUACGCGUCUCUCCUACUUACUAGUCAGUGCCGUCGUGCUUGUCUGCCAUUGUAAGGUCUCUUAGGCCUGGCCUACUCAGGCUGUGCUGCGCUCGACGUCCUGAGGAGUUGCACGCUGCUGGUAAGGUGAAGAAGCCUGCUCAGUGCAGGACGAGCCAGCCCCGCGCUGCUGGCAGAUCAAAGUAUGGGAUGCUGCAGCGCUGUAACUCAGGUACUGCAGCAAAGCCUGAAUUGACUGCAGCAGCUUCUGAACAGUGUAAUGUCGUCACACUGUUCCUGUGCAGUGCCGGCCGACACUGCUUCUUAGCAUGGUACUUCAGAGACCUAAGACUGAAGUCGGAUUGGGAAGUAGAUUGCAGAAUUAUAUUAGUUAGUCUCAGGUGCAGCAGGAAAAAAACCAAGGUCUCAUUAUAAGACAAACCUGAUGUAGUUGCAUGAGCCCUUACAUGGAUUCAGCCACUGCAUGCUGAACUGCUUUGGUUGGCUACAAAUGAGUCGAUGUCAAAUUUUCCCUUCUCCACCUUGUGGGAUUCUGCAGAACUGUUCCUCUAUAUUCUCUGCAAGCUACAUGCAUAGGUUAAACACAUUCAUAACACUAGAGUGCUUAUUUGGGCCGGUUGGUACAUGUUCAACGAUACGAGAAACAGCGCAAAACACGGGACAGUCAGUGCUUGGUCCGUCUCUUUCACUGUCCCGUGUUUUGCACUGUUUCUCGCAUCGUUGAACAUUCAUAACAGUGUGUUGAUAAUGAGCACACAUGCCACAGCACAUGCACCUCUAAGCAUUGCUAUCUGACAGCAGCUUACUUCUGUUGGAGGAGGGAGCAGAACAAAUGAAUCUUUUGAGCACAUGGCUGUCUAAAGAGCUCUUUAGCAGUCUUGGAACUCCAGUAGUAUUGGUGAUGGUAGUCGGUGAGCUGCCUUGGGAUGUUUUCUACCGCAGGGUUUCUGAAAAGAGGUAGCAACACUAAUUGUAAUACCAAAGGGUCCUUGAACUGGCUUUGGGCAUUUGCAAACAGAUGCUGUUGAAGUGUAGGUUUUGCGGUGAUGAUUGUGCCUGGAUUACACCAAAGUACUCUGCAAAGGCAGCUGAAAAUUCAAAGACCAAUACUCAGUUCUCCUUAGGGGAGCCAUUAGGGUCGUGAGCGUGAUGAACCCGGGUUUUGGCACCAAUGUAGACUUUGUUCUAAGAUGAACCGGGUUUUAAGGACAAUACGCCUGAAAAGGUAAGCAGCACAUCCCAAUGCUGCCGUUUAUUCCAGCGAAAGCAUUGAUCCCCGUGCCAUGCGCCGUUACCCGUUUUUCUCUUCUUCUAGGGCGCGCCAUGUUUUCGGUUAUUAACAAAUAUCACAUACACACACUUGGUGCUUCUUCGUCAAAUGCAUGUACCUGCCUCGCACACCUAGCUAUUAAUCAAACCAUUUAUUUGAGUAUCAUCAGGGACACCGGGCCCCAGACAAAAGCAACUUAAGUGCGAAUCAAAAGACAGGGUGUUAAAGCUCGACCAGGGUUUCCUGUAAAAUGCAGUCAGUGGAUAUCCACUUUUUGUAAAUAGUCCCUACACAGCAAAAAAGGCAGCAGGAGCUGCCAUGGCUGGAAUUGAAAGGAAGUGGGCUCUGGGCUUUGACAUUGGACGAGGCAGAAGAGAACCUCUGUAUGCACGAGUGGUAGCCCACACCACUGCUUUACUACAUUAAUUUGCUUUUGUGUCGUUGACAACAAGACUUUCUUAAAGAAACCUUGCUGUAGAACACUCCCUGGAUGGCUUUUUACAACUGCUAUACACAGUUACAACCUAAGAAAGAAAUGUCAGCUCCGCCCACAGCCAUCGCUCUCCCUUCCACCUAGGAUUUGCGUGAGUGCUCCAUCAUAUAGUGCUUGCCCAUUUCCGUGAUGUUAAGCACUUCUUGAGUGUGUCAGACUUUCCCCCGUACAGACACACGUUUGUCUCUCUGGUUUUAGGUCGGAAACUUAAAACUUCCUGGUAAAUUUUGUGAGGGACUUUGACAUUGCUGCUCAGCCAGAUGUAAUGUUUUAGGCAGUAACAACGAACCUUUAACUCUUAAUAGGUGUAGUAUUUAUAUUAGCAGAGAAAAAGUACUUACAGUAUUGGAAACCAGCUAGCACGACUAUCUUUCACAGGUGAACGGCAGGCGCACCGCAGUUCUUUAGGCGGAGCUGGCAUUUUUUCUUAGGUUUAACCGAGUGUAGUGUACACUCAAACCUCGAUAUAAUGAACACGGAUAUAACGAAUUAUCAGUUAUAACGAAGUAAAUGAGAAAUAGUCUUGUCGUAGAUACAGGUGUAUGAAUGCACAUUUAUAACGAAAUUUUCGGAUAUAACGAAGUUAUUUUCGUGUCAGAUGUGACUGUUAUAAUGAGGUUAUAGUGUAUAAGCGAAAUUUCCAGCAUGAUCUGGUGAAGGGCCUUUAAGGUCACAAAAAAAAUGGUAUUGAUGAAUGAGACAUUCAUUCCACAGUGCAGUUUUGCAUUGUACUGAAUGGGCUUGUGCUGCUGGCCAGUUGUGUGCGCUGUCACAAAGCGAUGCAGCAAAUUCAAUGCAGCAAAUUCAAUGCAAUAGCACUGGAACAUAGGAAAUGUGCUGGUAAGCAGGAAUAGCUUUAGCAUUCAGAAUGUUUUUGUGGUGAGCAAUUUUCGUAUCAGAGCUUGUGCAUGACCAGCUGAAGAGAUGGAACGAAUAUAUUACAUUUCAUAUUUUGUAAGCACUGGAUUAACCCCUACCCUCAUGUUUGACCACGGGAUGUUUACAUAUAUAAAUGACAUAGGUGUUGCGCGUUUUUUUUUUUUGCUCUUCCUCCGCAUCAUGUCACCCGACAAUCGUGCACCUUGACGAGGGAAUUGAAAUCUGUAGUUCACUCUCGAACACAUUUUUUUACAUACGCAGAUGCUUUGUACCGUUGCAUGUAGGUUUUUUAAAGUACAGUAUGUGAAGCAUUUUAUAUGUAUUGCUGCUUUUGGUUUCCCCUCAAAGCUGUGUAUACUGAAAGGCCGCGCACGUCGGCCAUAGUCACACGUGUAUGUGAUGCAAUCGUAAGUGAGAAGCGAGGUUUAAUGCGAUUGCAUGCAUAAAGAAUAUUACUUUUAGUUUUAUCAUAAUGUGACCUUGUAAGCAUGUGUUUGCAACCUCAGGCUGCGAGUUUAGAAAGGCUGAAUCUGCAUGCAGGAAUGCCAGUAGGUAGGCACCUGUUCAUUGUCUGUCUUGUGCUGCACCCAACUGCUUGUGAGCAACAAGGCCCGGUGAGGGACUCAUGCCCUGCUGCUACGGUUGCACCGCUUUGCACCCUACAGUCACAACCUAAGAAUGAAUAUUAGCUCCGCCCACAGACACUGCUGUUCCGUGCAAAGAAAUUUUGCAUAUAUGCUCCAUCCAAUCCCAUUCACUCAUUACUGGUGAAAUCAAGCACUUCUUUGUUUGAGACAGUUGAUUUUACCAUACAGAUAAAUGUUUUUGUCAGUGGUUUUAGACAGAAAUCUCGAAUGCUCCGACAAAUUUUGAGAUUCUCGCAUCAGUACUCAACCAGAGAAUACUUUACUCAGCGAAGACAAACUUUUAUUUCUCAAUAUGCUUAGUAUUUACAUUAGCAGGGAGAGAGUACUUGCGUUUAAACAAAAACCAGCUACUUGCAUGACUCUUUUACAGAGAUGAAGAGCAGAUGCACCGCGAUUCUGUAGGUGGAGUUCAUACUUAUUCUUAGCUUGAAACCGUCUGUAGAUGCGCGGGCAAAAUUUUUUUUAAACUGUUGCGUAAUGUCAAGAUUUUUCUCCCAUACCUUCGAUUCCCAGUAGUCGAGCCCGGUGCUUUAAAAACAGUCAUGAUCUUAGCGUUAUCUCAGGUGUAUUCUGAAGACCUCAAACUCCAAAUUGCUGGGGGAAAUUGCAUGACAAAAAAAAAUUUUUUUGCGAGUACACUGUGGUGGCAUUUUUCAUGUAGUAAAUUGCUCGCUUUUUGCUGUACGCUGGUGGCAGCAAGUAAUUUCGUGCCAUUAAUCAGUUGCAAGGAUGUUUUUUGUGCUCUUGAAAAAUAGGCUGAAGGUUGUCUGUAUUUCGCAGCUCUAUGCCCCAGACCAGAUUUUCUUAAGGUGCUUGCUUGUCAGGUGUAUCACUUCGUUUUACUGUCAUUUCAUGCGAUUGUUUUCACUCAGUUAUGGUGUCAGUUUGCAGACUAAACCUACAUUCUUGAUAUUUAAUGGAGAAGAAAUGAAGGGCCAGCUGUGCCUUUUUAUAGUUUGUGUCAAGAGUGGUUCCAACCACGCUACAUCGUCGACUUUGUGGUCUUGUUUGCGUAGAGUGACGACAGUUCCGAAGAAAUGCAAAGUUGCGCCUUUACUUACAUUCUGAUACAAUAUAAUCUUUUUCUAUAACAAAGAAUUCACUAGCCAUGAGCAGAUGCUAUUGAAAUUGACGGCACCGUGAUGAGCUGGCGCAGAGAUUUCAAAGUGGCAUCUCUUCCACUCCUGCAUGGUUUCUACCUUAUUGAGGCUGGCUUGAUAUGUCGUAAAUGUGACAUGCCACCAUUGAAUGUGGCUACUUGAAGCAGUAAGCAUGGUGCACGUGCUGGAACAGGCAUACCUUUAUCUCCGUGCUCAGGACGUGUGGCCGUGAAUUCUGCUGGUGCCAUGAUGCCAGUGGACUUUGGUUUUCUGUUUACACAUGCAGUGUUCUCGAGUCAGAUACCGAGACUAGCAGCAUUGUUGCCAUUUUUGACGCAUUUCGCUUGUGCUCUCCUCGGUAUGCUGCAUACGAAAGCUUUUGCUGCCAAAACAAAACACGUAAAAGAAAUUUUUUUCCAAGCUAAGUGGCCUGUACGAGCAUAGUGGAAGCAAGCACUUCCAAUCACGAUCGCUGCCAUUUAGUGUGCCAGAAACCUACCAGGAGCCAUGCAGCAGUGGCAGCAUGGCGAGACAUCGGGUCUGUUCUGAGCUUUACUCUCAGCGUUUCAAUAGACUCGUCACAUGAGCACAGCCAGAGCAGGCCAGUCUGGGAGAUCUCCCCCUACUCUUCCUCCCCUCCUCCCUCUGCUGCGGCAGCCUGAACAUUCCACACAAAGGUCCCACAGGCUGCCGGAGGUGCAGCGUGCGUGCAGCUAGAGGCCUCCCAUCUCAUCUGCCUGCCUGCCUGUCCAUCCCGAGGCAGUGCUCAAGGGCGAGGCAAACACACAAGGCUCUCUUGAAAUGCUCUAACCGCAUUUAUGAGGCUGUCUUAAUUUAUUUGAAGGAUUGUAUGGUGGGGCUGUGUGUGACACGGUAAAGAUAAGUAAAGCAUGUGAAUGAGUAACAUUUAUUUUGCUCUGUGUGUGACUUGAAAGGGUUUGACGACUCUGAAUAAAAAGUACAAGCCUCUGUG